Molecule: messenger RNA, 1563 nt
Organism: Pipistrellus nathusii (Nathusius's pipistrelle)
Lineage: Eukaryota; Metazoa; Chordata; Mammalia; Chiroptera; Vespertilionidae
Source: the annotation of a GenBank genome assembly
AUGACCGAGAAGAAACCACAGUUUUGUUCCGGAGCCAAUGUUUAUACUCAAGUGCCUGACGGAGGGUGGGGCUGGGCAGUAGCUGUGUCUUUCUUCUUCAUUGAAGUCUUUACCUAUGGUGUCAUCAAGUCGUUUGGCGUCUUCUUUACUGACUUAAUGGACAGUUUUGAGGAAUCUAAUAGCAAGAUCUCAUGGAUCAUAUCAAUAUGUGUGUUUUUCUUAACGUUUACAGCCCCCCUCUCCACCGUCCUGAGCAGCCGCUUCGGGCACCGCCCGGUGGUGAUGGCGGGAGGCCUGCUGGUCAGCGCCGGGAUGGUGGCGGCCUCCUUCUCCCAGAAGGUGUACCACAUGUACGUCGCCAUCGGCAUCGUCUCCGGCCUGGGCUACUGCUUCAGCUUCCUGCCCGCUCUCACCAUCCUGUCUCAGUACUUCGACAAGAGGCGCUCGAUCGUCACCGCAGCGGCUUCCACGGGGGAAUGCUUUGCCAUGUUUGCUUUCGCACCAGCAUUCACGGCCCUGAAGGAGAACAUCGGCUGGAGACACAGCCUCCUCCUGGUGGGCCUGCUGCAGCUGAACAUCGUCCUCUGUGGGGCCCUGCUGAGGCCGAUUCUCAUCUCGGGGCCGGGGUCCCCGAAAACUGCCGGACAGGACACUGCAAAGGAAGUGCAGUACAUGCUGGAGAACGAGAAGACGCGCACCUCGAUAGACUCCAUCGACUCAGGAGUGGAACUCGCUACCUCACCUAAAACCGUGCCUGGCCAGGCGGCCGCGGAGCUGGAGCCGAAGGCCGACGUGGAGCAGCAGGUCCUGGAGCAGCCCCGCCCCCCGCGAGGCCCCCUGCUGGACUUCUCCGUCCUGAGGGACAGGAGCUUCAUCUGGUACACGCUGUUCGGUCUCUUUGCGACGCUGGGGUUCUUCGCCCCUUCCCUGUACAUCAUCCCCUUGGGCGUCAGCCUGGGCGUCGCCCAGGACCGUGCUGCCCUGCUGCUGUCCACGAUGGCCAUCGCCGAGGUGUUCGGGAGGAUUGGCGCUGGCUUCAUCCUCAACAGCCAGCCCAUCCGCAAGAUCUACAUCGAGCUCAUCUUCGUCCUCUUGCUGACCGUGUCUCUGUUUGCCUUUACGUUUGCGACUGGGUUCUGGGGCUUGAUGUCCUGCAGCGUAUUGUUUGGCGUCAUGCUCGGGACCGUGGCGGGCACCCACAUCCCCCUGCUGGCGGAGGACGACGUGGCGGGCAUCGAGAAGAUGUCUUCUGCCGCCGGGGUCUACGUCUUCCUUCAGAGCAUCGCGGCGCUCGCCGGGCCGCCCCUGGCAGGGCUGCUGGUGGACCACAGCAAGGUGUACAGCAGAGCCUUCUACUCCUGCGCUGCGGGCAUGGCGGUGGCCGCGGGGUGCCUGGCGCUGGUGAGGCCCUGCGGGAAGGGGCUGUGCCGGCGCCAGCCCGCGGGCGACAGGAAGGCCGAGAGCUGCCGGGGGAGAGCUUUACAAGACGUCCCUGAAGACUUCCUUGAGAUGGACCUUGGGAAGCACGAGCAUAAAGUUCCUAUGAAAUCGGAGCUGGAAUGA